CUUUAUUUUUUUAUAAUUACAUGCUUCAAAUAAAAAUUAAAUCUAAUUUCAAAUUCAUUAUAAGAUAUUUUUCAUCAACAUUAAUAAACGAUCAAUAUACCGAGUCUCCAGAAUACCCCCCUUUUUUAUAUCCUGUUCGAGAAAAUCCUAAAAAUAAAUAUGAAAAUAAAGGUUUAAGGAUUUUACGAAGCAAACAAUUGCUACUAAAUAAUGGGUAUGCUAACAAACUUAAGCAUAUCAAUGAAAUAAAACCUCAAUAUUGGCAAUUUAUCAUACCAUCAUAUUGGAAUGCAAGUUCUGAUAAUUUAUCUUUUAUACAAUACAUUACAAAGACCAAAUUGGUGGCAGAAUUGCCUGAUAACUAUUUUAAUGAAGAAUUCAAUCAGAAUCUUAUUCUUAAAGGAAAUAUUGAUAUAAAUCAUAAAUUAUUGAAGGAUAAUAUAAUUUAUAUUUAUAAACAUAAAAAAUAUCCAAAAUCGCUCACUCUUAUCAAUAUAAAUAAUUUGAGAACACAAGAACUAAUAAAAUCAAUUGCAUCUAUUUGCUUAUCAUUAUGCACUUUAUAUAAUCCAAUAUUAUUGAACUCAAUAUUAGAAAAUGAUGUUAACUUGGAAUAUACAUGGUAUAGAGGUGGUUAUAAAAGGCCCAAAAAACACUUAAAAUUAGGUUAUUGGUUUGCAGAAAAUACUUACAUGCUUUACUAUAAUUCAAAAUUAGAAUAUAAUUUAAGAAUUGAAAAUCCAUUAAAAGAGGUUACACCAAUAGAUUCUGAACUAUCAACAGGCAAGGUUAAUGACAUUAAUUAUCCGCCUACCCAUUACGCUUUAGCACUAAGGAAAUUCCCAUACAAAGCUCAUCCUGGAUUUUUACCCCACCACGAUUCUAAAUACUAUUUCUCCUUUUCCAAAUACCUUGGUCGCACAAAAACUGAUGCUAAGGAAGCUAUAUUACGUGAAGACGCAAUCAAGAAUGCCCACACAAACCCAAAACCUUCAUUUCCAUUCCUAUCUUAUAGAAUAACUAAUGUCUUUAACACAAAACCAGGGAUAUCUGUAAAAAGUUCUUAUGAUACAGAGGAGCUAAGAGACCAAAGUCUUAAAGACGCGACCUACAGCUUAAAGGAAUCUGGGUAUCAUACAAAAGCGGUGUUGGACAAAAUUCACGCCUCUUCUGUCGUUAAUUCUUUCGCAUGGCUUAAUUCUAUAUCACAUUAUCUGGGCUAUACCUCUUUCAACGAACUAACAUAUCCCUUAGUCACUCAAUCAAUUAAUACCGAUGGAAAGUUAUGGAAUUUUUAUCUAUAUCAGCUCAAUACCAACCAUCUAUGGAUGAAAGAUUAUCCGAUGGAUUUGCGAUGUCAAGAUGAAGAUUAUAUCGAUUUUGUUAAAAAAGACAAUGAAAAUUCUUUUGACAUAGAUGAUUCACUCAACGAUCGCCGAAACGUAUGUUGGCAUUCGAAAGAAAUGAAGUUAUUUGACUCCAUUCAAAAUGAUCAGGUUGUUGGAUACAAUGAAGAAAUACUAAACACGUGUUUAAAACUUUACUUGAAUAUCCCGAAUUUUAGCCCGCAGUUUAACUUAAACCCCUAUCUGCAUCCUACCAAUGAAACUAUAGAUAAUUAUGUAUACAAAUACUAAUAUAAUAAUAGACUGAUGCGAUAAGACAUUGUUCAAA
Gordionus sp. m RMFG-2023 is the source of this 1674-nucleotide messenger RNA. RefSeq lists its product as uncharacterized. The transcript is spliced from 6 exons. Gene Ontology annotation, cellular component: mitochondrial large ribosomal subunit; ribosome; mitochondrion. Lineage: Eukaryota; Metazoa; Nematomorpha; Gordioida; Chordodea; Parachordodidae. Gene Ontology annotation, molecular function: structural constituent of ribosome. Bases 21 to 1637 code for a protein of 538 amino acids. The record is from RefSeq and is a predicted model, not a curated record. Gene Ontology annotation, biological process: translation.